Penicillium manginii is the source of this 1722-nucleotide messenger RNA. RefSeq lists its product as uncharacterized. Bases 1 to 1722 code for a protein of 573 amino acids. The transcript has a single exon. NCBI's taxonomy places the organism in Eukaryota, Fungi, Ascomycota, Eurotiomycetes, Eurotiales, Aspergillaceae. Gene Ontology annotation, molecular function: DNA-binding transcription factor activity, RNA polymerase II-specific; zinc ion binding; DNA binding. Gene Ontology annotation, biological process: DNA-templated transcription; regulation of DNA-templated transcription. The record is from RefSeq and is a predicted model, not a curated record.
AUGGCUCCCAAGGAGAUGAGACCUGACAGCGCGGAGACCUCAUUACACAAGCGCAGCUGUACAAGAUGCAAUCAAAGAAAGGUGAAAUGCAAUCGGAAAACUCCUUGUACUGCAUGUAUCAAGAACGGAGAAGAAUGCACCUUUCCUGGAGAUAAACGUGCACCACGGCAGUUAAAUCGACCUCCCGUUGGCGAGCUACUUGCGCGUCUCAAGGAGUUGGAAUCAGAGGUAGACAAACUGCGAUCGAACAACUCAAAUAUAGCUUACCGAGGGGAAUCUCUUUCGCAACCGAGGGACACUAUCCAGGAGUCUUUCCAAGUUCCUAACUUGAACGCGCUCAGUCUACCAGGCCAGUCCUGCAAUAUUCGCGAUGACUUCUCGUUAGAUGAAUUUCGCCUUCAAUAUCUUCAGCCUAGACAAAUCCAAAGACUAUGGCGUUUGCACGAAGUAAAUGUUGCCCCUCUCAUCGCCAUUCUUCAUCUUCCAUCCGCCCAAAGGAUAAUCAAUAACGCCAUGAAUGGCGUCGAGCUCGACGCUGCAAAUGAGUCACUAGUAUUCGCCAUCUGUUUCUCGGGGGUUAUCAGCACGGUACCAGGGCAAUGCCAGUUUGAAAUCGACCAUGAAUACGAAGUCGCAAGAAAAAACUACGAGAUCGCAUUUGAAAGAGCUCUUGACUUAGCGGAUAUACUCAAGGCUAAGAACGUUGUAAUUCUCCAAGCCGCGGUACUAUUCCUUCUCUGCUCUCGCGCAGGCGGAAACACAAGACUAGUCUGGGCGAAAACUGCUGUCAUUAUUCGGCUUGCUCAAAGCCUGCAGCUCCACAUAGAUGGAGAAAAGCUGGGCCUCAGCCCAUUCGAGACAGAAAUGCGCCGUCGGCUGUGGUGGUAUAUCUGCAUUCUCGAUAUGCUUUCCUCCGAGGAGCAGGCUGUGGAUACGCAAAUCAGACCCGGAAUGUUUGACACAAAAUAUCCGUCCAAUAUCAACGGACAAGAUCUCUUCCCUGAAAUGACUAGCCUUCCACCAGAAAGAGAAAUCUUUACUGAUAUCACACAUUGCAUCAUGUGUGUGACGGUUCUUAAUGAUGUGUACUGGUCUCCGACGAUACUCGAUAAGAGUGCUCAUAUUCCUCAGACGGACCAGGAACACAUAGUAACAAAAGUUGGCAAAAUGCUGCACGAUAAGUAUUUAAGCCAUUUUGAUCUGGAUGUGCCUUUGCAAUGGAUAUCUGCCACCAUUAUCCGUCUCCAGCUGGCAAGAGCAUGGCUACUUGUUCAAAAACCCUCCGAAGAGGUGUCAAGUUCAGGUUCACCCCGCAACGAUACAGCCUUUGAGACUGCCAUCGAGAGUGUGAAUUUUUCAUACUUGUUACAGACAAAUCCCGUCACCACGCAAUGGAUUUGGCUAUGCAAAAGUUACAAGCAAUGGUAUAUUAUGGCCUAUUUGCUUACAGAACUAUGUGCUCGUCCAUUAUGUGCCGAGACUGACCAUGCUUGGGAUGUCGUGACGAAGAUGCUGGUUCAGUGGCAACAGAGUGUGCAGCACCAUACUGCCUUUGAAAAACCAUUCGCCGAGCUGGUAGAGCGGACUGCUGCUGUGCGAGCCGCGAAACUGGCGAGCCAGCCUUCCAACCAAAAAGGAUCUGUCCGAGAUUUGCAAGAGGAUCCAUUCGGGGUUUCGGAAUUGGAAAUCAGCAUUGGUUGGCUACGUGAAUCUGGACUCUAG